This is a messenger RNA of Babesia ovata, 2640 nucleotides long. RefSeq lists its product as uncharacterized. Lineage: Eukaryota; Apicomplexa; Aconoidasida; Piroplasmida; Babesiidae. The record is from RefSeq and is a predicted model, not a curated record. The coding region runs from base 1 to 2640 and encodes 879 amino acids. The transcript has a single exon.
AUGCUCGGCAAGCGCUUGGUGUUCAAAAUCGUAAAGGAUGCACUUAGCCGCAAGUCGUUGAGACCAUUCAAGCAGGUGCAGGAAUCAUUCGAUCAUCAUUUGCAACUAUCCCUGGACCUCGUUGAUCAACGCCGCAUCGUUUGCAGGCGUUUGAAUGCAAAAGAAAAUGUGCCUAAUCAAAUUUCGUCGAGUGCCUACGCCCCGAAGCAUGCCCAAGGCGAAAGGAAGGACCAUACAGGUGCUGAUGAUUCGGACGUUAUCGGUAUUGACGCAUUGAAACCCUUUGAAAUCGUUUUGGGCUUUCAGAUAUUGGCUAUGAAAUGUGCGGCUGGGGUAUCGGAAUUGGUAAACACUGAAAAUCGUACGAAAUUCCGGUGCCGGUUACAUGCCUUGCUGAGCCUUGCGUGUCACCACAUCGAAGGCUUCAGUUUCGUCAGGUUGUCACUGAUACUAAAUGCACUAGCAAAUAUUGUCAGAUGCUGCAGUGAUGAUGUGAGCCACUUGUCUACGAAUGCUGGAGGUGGUGAAUUGGGUAAGAGUUAUUUUGGCCCUGUUCCUACAGACAGGGUAGACGGUGCAUUUGGGAGCAAAAGUUUUGAGACCGCCGAAUACAAUGAUCUGGAACAGGCAUUCAAACGUUUUCAUGCACUAUUAGAAACCAGAUUAAUGUAUCACCUCUGCUUGUACGAGAGGUUCGGGGCCUCAAGAACACAUGAGGAUCCGGAUGUGGGACACAUUGACGCCCACAGUGUCUGUCUGCUUCUCAAGUAUUAUUUGGCGGUUGGAGAGUUUAAUCAAACUCUGUUCUAUCUCUUACUGCGGUUCGUACGACAACACCGUCAAUUUGAGCUGAGAGAUGUCAUGAAUAUGGUGGUUUCCCUGAGCAUGAUGGAUGGUGCGUCGGACUUAUACUCACCACUUGACUUAACGCAGACGCAUGCUUCUGUUUGCAUGUUUAUUGAUCAGAAUAUCCCUCUUAUAUCUGGAAUAGAACAGGCAGGAGAUCAUUCGUCACUGCCCGAACUUUGGGAUACCGAAUCCACCAAAAAUAGAAGUUUAGUGGAGCUAUUUUUGAUGGCUUUGGCUGAAAAGGAACCAAUUGGAGACGCUGAUCUGCAUUUAUGUCAAUUGUACAUAAGGGCUCUUAUGGUUUUCAGAGAUCGAGGGGUGCCCGAAGAACUACUCACGGCACUAGCUUCGGACGCCUUGAAAAACUCGAUCCCAAUGUUUUCAUCCAGCGAUAUUUUAAAGGGAAAGGGUUUCGACAAGUUCGUUUAUUACUUACAAAGCGUUAAGCUUUGUGUUCGUGACAGCAAUAUUUUGGAACCGAACGCUCUACAAAGCUUCUUUCUGGACAAGCAAGUUCAAAGGAGUACGUUGAGUUCGUUGUUUCGGAUGGCUAAGGAUCCUAGUGACACAAACGUAAAGUCCCUGGUUAUAUUUUGUGAUAUCAUUAAAUUUGUAGCUGCCGUAAAAAAUAUCGCGGAAGAUCAUGCAGUGCUUUUAAUGCACCUUCGUUCCACUCUGACCAAGGUUUUGCCGAUGAUUUUUCUCGGCAACAUUAAUCGCUUUAAGAUUGGUGAUGCCGUCUCUAUGUAUGAGUACCUUCAUGAAGAUCAGCGCGCAAGGAUGGAAGUUCAGAGGAUGUUAUUCGAUUUAUAUGCCAAUAUGAAUUCUGGAGCCGACAUGCCUGAUGUGCUAGAAAUGUAUACCGAGACGACCAACCUGAUGACUUCAUUCCACAAAAAUAACUACAAACUUGAUAAUUCAGUACACAAUCAAAUAUCCAAUUGGAUAAUGGGAACUUAUGAAAUGGCUUGUGUAAAGGAUAUAUCGCUGUUUCUCAGGUUUCUACAAUCUCACGCUCGGGUAUGCAAAAACGAACCUGAGAUUUACAUGAUAUACGAUUUCAAUAUCCUUAUGAAUUUCGUGUUCGAGCAUGACGCAUGGAAAGAGCACGUCAAUCUGUUGGUUGAUAUAAUUUAUAAUUUGCUGCCCCAUUGGACGCAUGGGCUUACUGAUGAAUUAAUGAAGUCAAAUGUAGCGAAGCUUUUUGAGCAUUAUCACUUGUCAACGAUUGUACCUACUGUAAUGCAUGGUUGCGGAGGCAAAUCUAAUGGUGCGGGUUCGAACCGUGACGCUGUGCCUCCGUUGGAUAUUUCUACUUUCGCCAAAUAUACGCACUUGGUGUGGUCACUAAGGAACACCGCAAUUAUUUUUAAUGAACUGUGGAAUCGGCAUUGUACGGUGGUUGUAGACGAGAUUUAUAAGUUUAGUAACAUAGACAAGUCAUCCCCAGGUGAAGAUGGCCCGUGGCACCCCAAAAAGAAUACCAAGGUUAAAAAAUGUGAGAUGUGGCAACCAUUCAGCGUGAAACUGAUGCUGCAAAUAUUACUAGAGCUGCAUAGUGAGCAUUCGAAAGCCUCCGGCCCCGUUCAGCUUGCGCUGUCUAAAGAGCAGCGAGCGAUGUCGUUUCUGUUUCGGGAGCUGUUGACCGGCCUCGAUAUUUUUGAUGACCAUGCCGCUUCAAUGAGUCAUCUGCUUACAUUAGUCCUCGAAAAAGAGGAACACAUGGUCAACUGCCCGCACUUCACGGAUUUAGUCUCCAAACUGAAUUCCGUAGUCACCGCAUGUUCAUAA